AUGUCCUCCCACCCGAACCGGCUCGAUGUCAAGGUCGAGCAACUACGUGCGCUGUAUACGCAGUUCCAGACUUUGCUGGACGAAAAAGUCGCGCUCCAUCUCCCGGAGGAACAGGACGCCGUGAAGCGCGAAGUGCUUGUACAGCUGCAAAAAUACCUCGUGGAGAGCUUCGAGAUGGUCUCGGGGUCCUUGCACGUGGUAAACGGUGCCGCGGGGGCCUCAUUGCGCGAUCUGAUCGAGCAGUCGCGUAACCAGUUCGUCGAGCCGUUUGACCUUGAGCUCAAUGAGCAAGUGCGCCAAAAGUACCAAGAAUGGGAGGACGAAACCGUCAAAGUUGCCCAGUUGCGUUGCGACGUGCCGAAGCGGGUCGGCCAGGGCUACCAGGAGAGCAUGCGUGACGCUCUGCGCGAGGCAGACGCCACUAUCGAUUCCGUUUCGCAGCCUGUGCUGGACGCUAGUAGCGACAUCGACGAAGAGGACGCCAAUACUGCGUUGGGUGGUCCACAGGACCGCCAAGCCCUCCUUGCAGACUAUCGCGAGUCUCUCAUCCGCAUACGCGAUGCGCAGCAAUUGCUGCCGGCCAGCAAAGCCCGGCUGCGCAAAAUCCAAAGCCUCGUCAUGUACCUAGAAUCCGAGACCGAUCAAUCUGACUCAAUUUGA
Molecule: messenger RNA, 660 nt
Organism: Lachancea mirantina
Lineage: Eukaryota; Fungi; Ascomycota; Saccharomycetes; Saccharomycetales; Saccharomycetaceae
Source: the annotation of a GenBank genome assembly